CUCCAGAUGUUGUCCCGGCUGCUGUUGUCCUGUGUGUGUCUCUUCUCUGCGGGGUUGUGCUGCCUGGUGAGUCUCACCGCUCUUUCCCAGGGUCCUCUCUGUCUCUACAGCGACUCCUCCGGACCCACCUGGGGCGUCCCGCUGAAACCCGUCCCAGACAGUGGUGUGGUGUACCUGUACAACAGGUCCGUGUGGUCCUCCGUGUGUGAGCAGCCGCCGGGGGUGGUCCAGUGGAACGUGGUCCUGUUCAGCGUGAUGGGCGGAGCCAGCGGCCUGCAGACGCUGCUCUGUGGCGCCAACGUCCUCAACGUGCUGCUGGGCCUGGUCCUGGGACAGGGCUGCUGCCAUGGCAACAAGGUCAGACCCCCUGGUCUCGUUCCCCUGCUCUGUCCCUCAUUACCCACAGCCAACCACAGCAGUCUGAUGUUUGGAGAACCAUCACCAAACUUCAUGUAA
Etheostoma cragini (Arkansas darter) is the source of this 456-nucleotide messenger RNA. Its product is annotated as transmembrane 4 L6 family member 4. NCBI's taxonomy places the organism in Eukaryota, Metazoa, Chordata, Actinopteri, Perciformes, Percidae. The record is from RefSeq and is a predicted model, not a curated record. The transcript has 3 exons. Gene Ontology annotation, cellular component: membrane. Bases 7 to 456 code for a protein of 149 amino acids.